ACACAUCUGGAACUGCUGGAUGGCCUCGUGGUGAGACCUCUUAUACCCAGGGGGAGGAGUUAGAGGUGAAGACUGAGCAUGCGCGAAGCUCAUUUCGUGCUGGAAGUUAUCGGGUGAGGAGAUCGUGGCCGCGGCUCCUAGGUCUAGGCCCAGGCCUACCAGGGGAGGGUCGGACUCACCCCUGGAGUACCUGGACUGGGCAUUGUGUGUCCGGAGUCGUUCCUGGAUGGCUGGAACCUCAUGGGACAUCUGCGAGAAGCUCUGGAACUCCGCGGUCGCUGGCUGAGGCCUCCAGAGGCCCAGCGGCUCGGCGUUGUCAGUGGUCGAAUCCAGUCUGUGGGCGCUGGCUGUGGAUCGGGCCGGGAAGCCUGGUGGAGGUCAUGGAGCAGAUACACAUCUGGAACUGCUGGAUGGCCUCGUGGUGAGAUCUCUUAUACCCAGGGGGAGGAGUUAGAGGUCUCUCAAUAGACCAAUUGAAGAAUUUUGAGGAAAAGAGCAUGGGGAAGAAUGUGUCUUGAGCAUCAAUUAAUAAUGGUUUGGUUGGUUUUGCAAGCCAGGCACAGCAUAUUGAUUCAGGAAGACAAUGAUGCCAGCUCUAGGACUCUCCUCCCUUCGCUACGAAUAGGACAGCUUACCUUAGUAACGGCCAAAAUGUAUGGAUCAUUUGAAGGUUCUAGCACCCUUCCUACAAACACCAGUGCAGCAGCCCUCAACUCUGCUACAAAUGGGACUAAUAUAUUUUUCCAGGGUUUGCAGCUGGUGCAGCGACUCAAAUUGUUGAUCAUCCUGUUGUACACAGGUGUGGUCAUUAUUGGGAUGGUAGGUAACUGUCUCCUGGUCCAUGUUAUUCUGCAUGUCAAGAAGAUGCACAAUGUCACCAAUUUCCUCAUUGGGAAUCUAGCCCUUUCAGAUGUGGCGAUGUGCACCACAUGCGUCCCACUUACUCUUGCCUAUGUGUUUGAGCCACGGGGCUGGAUUUUUGGCAGCACAAUGUGCUAUUUUGUCUACUUCAUGCAGCCGGUGACUGUUUAUGUGUCUAUCUUCACCUUGGUCACCAUUGCAAUUGACCGGUACAUUGUCAUUAUACACCCUCUGCGACGCCGUGUCUCCCUUCAGCUUAGUGCUUAUAUGAUCCUAUUUAUCUGGAUUUUGUCCUGCUGCUUAGCAUUGCCAGCUAUGGCACAUACCUAUUAUGUGGAGCUGGAUAAGCAAGGCAUCAUCCUAUGUGAGGAGUUCUGGGGGCAGCAAGAGCACCAAAGACAAACCUAUGCUUUGUGCCUGCUGCUCAUUACUUAUUUUUUUCCUUUGCUGGCCAUCCUCAUUUCCUACAUCAAGAUCUCCCUCAAACUAAAAAACAGGGUGAUGCCAGGAAGUGUCACUAAAAACCAGGCAGACUGGGACAGAGCCAGGAGGAAGAGAACCUUCUGUUUGUUGGUCAUGGUAGUUGUGGUCUUUGGAGUUUGCUGGCUUCCCCUUCACGCCUUCAACUUUAUCCGAGACAUUAACAUCAAUGCAAUUGAUGCUUAUUAUUUCAGCCUUAUCCAACUGGUUUGCCAUUGGUUUGCUAUGAGUUCUGUCUGUUAUAAUCCCUUUAUAUAUGCCUGGCUUCACGAUAGCUUUAGGGAAGAGCUUAAAAAAUUACUUGUCUGGCCCAGGAGAGUAGUUCCCUCUGGGCAAAGUGCAACUGUAAGUGUGGUUAUCUGAUCAAUAAGUGCACCUGGUCUCAUGACAGACAAGAGUUUAAUGUUGAAUGUUAAUGUUGAAAACAGCAAUAUUUUUGUGUUGAAAAUAACAGCCAAACCCUGCUACAAAAAGCAAAGCAAAGCAAACAAAAGGAGGCUCUGUAAAACAAACACACAAACAAAAGGCAACCUGUCAAGCACAAAGAAUCAGGACUAUUCACGAAGGUUGCAGCACAAAUGAUUUAUUGAACCCUCUGCACAAGAAUCUGGUUAACUAAUGGUCAGCAAACAUUUAUAAAGAUUCUCAGUUGUCCAGGUCAUGGCUGCCCAAAGGUGCUUUUCAGAAGGCAAUUGGACUUUUUUAGUUUUCUUUUUUUUUAUCUCCCCGAAGAAGUUUCUUGGUUGAAAAACAAAACAUUUUCAAGAAAAAAAAAAAUGAAGAAAGUCCAAUUGCCUUUUGAAAAGUAUCUUUGGGAUAAUGGUCAGCCCUAUGUUUGUUUUAAAUAAAGGUCAGGGGGAUUCAAGGAAAAUUGGACUUGGAUCUCUUGUGAACUCUAAACUGAUGACAUGUUUCACUCUCCACCCCAGAUCUGUCUUGUUCUUUUCCAGCACAACCAAGAAAAUAUUCAUAUGCAAACCUGGCAGUGGGGAGCAAAUGAGAUUAAAAUGUAUUUUUAACAAAUUCAUUUUGGUAUCCGUGAAAGUCUCUGGCAGUAGAAUUUGUUCUUUCCUUGAUGUAUGAAAAUAUUUUGCUGCAUUACAAGAGUGGUUAAUGUUUUACUGAAAACAUUGCAGAUAUUAUUAUACAGCACAUUAUAUAAGUAGCACUGUGCACCUGUUAAAAUUGUAUUUCAUGGCACAUAUUAUAGCUCCUUCCUUUUCUAUAAGUCAUUGAAAUCUUUCCUGCUAAAUUUUUGUAAUAUUUAUAGUUGCUUGGAAACGCUGAAUUCAUCUCCCACUUCAUCAGAUCUAUACAUCAAGAAAUGCUAGUUAUGGAAGCUAUACAAACAUGGUUAACUGAAUAUUAAAAUGCAUUCAACUAAUGUAAAAUAUUAUGUGAGUGGUUCGGGAAUACAACAUUAAAACAUCUUCAAACUGUUAAGAAAGAUAAUACGUGUCAGCUCUGUGAAUUGUCACUAUUUAUUUUACAUAAUUUAUACUUUAAUAUAUUUGUCACAAUCCAUAAGUUUGGCAUUCUAUUUCUUUGAUGUUACAAUUUCAUUCCCCCGUCUAUAUCUAUGUGCAAAUACAUUUCCCCAAAUCAUGAGCAUGCUUCAGGGAUACGAUGAAGUAGAA
Molecule: messenger RNA, 2978 nt
Organism: Pantherophis guttatus
Lineage: Eukaryota; Metazoa; Chordata; Lepidosauria; Squamata; Colubridae
Product: prolactin-releasing peptide receptor
Biological process (GO): G protein-coupled receptor signaling pathway
Cellular component (GO): plasma membrane; neuron projection
Molecular function (GO): neuropeptide binding; neuropeptide Y receptor activity
Source: RefSeq, a predicted model, not a curated record